AGGUCUGUGUGAGCAGUAGACAGGAACAGGACAGACGGAGCGGAGUGUGUGUGUCGCUUACAAACACAAACAGAAAACAACAACCGCAAACACGAAUAAAAUAAACAUCAUAACCUGGCUUUAGGACUAGAAGCCGAUCUGUGGAACUUACUGGACUGGACUGGACAGCGGAUCUGAAGAGUUGGUCUGCAAAGCGGAGUGGAGAAGUGAAGUGAAGCGAAGCAGGAGGUUACUGGAUAUUUCCUGAACACCACCACAUCCUACACAAGCUACAGUUAAUUAAACCCUCGCACCCUUUUCUUCUUUUAUUACGUUUGGAUUUCUAAGAUCGGCGCUGCGCGUGGCUCACCCGAAUGCCCAGCGUACUCUGCGUAACGACACGUCUGUGGAAAAGCUGCAGUCUCCUCGGUGUCGUCUGUUCGAGCGUACUCUGAGUUGAUGAACUGGAAAAUCGUCAGAUUUGUGAAGGAUCGGAUUGUACUUCGUUUCCAAUACUCGGGGUCUCUGACGUGAUACCGGCCUACGAGUGACUACAGCUAAAGAUGAUGUCAAGUUUCAUUUUCGCUCUGCUGUCACCUGCUAUGGCCCAAAGUAUGAGCUGCUGAAAACUAAAGCAAUGCCUAUGACACCGUAGCACCAGGCGCGCGCGGUUUUUGUGAUGUGACGCGUCGGCCCCCUUUUUGUUUUUUUUUCACCUUGAUCUCGCACCCUCACUGUUUUAAUGAGGUGAACAUAAUUUUUGCUCGUGACUCUCUUCGACGAAGCGUUGUGUGGUUGCAGCCCCACGCUCUUUCUUCUUUUCCUGUGUGUGUGCAUCCUCGACUUACGAUGAGUUUGUGAAAGGAGUUUUUGAGCUUCAAAGCAAGCACAACGUGCUGCUUUUACAGCCUUCCAGAUACAAAGACUGGUUUUGGGAUUUUUUUUUUCUUUUCUUUUCUUUCUUCCAUGUCAUUUUAUCAAUGCACUCUGUAAUGAAAUGAAUUGAGGCUGUCCUGGAGAGUCACUCAGGCAUCACAGCUUGCUUUCUACAUCUUGUACUUCCACCACCAUCGAUCAAAAGCGCUCCUUCUCGGCCGCUGACCACUACAGCCGUGUUUUUUUCCUUUUCUUUUUUUUUUUUUUUUUUUACAUUACGUGGGAUAUCCUGACACCAAAUCGAGGUGACCUCACUUACUGCACCAUCCUGGAGGCUGGAAUUUGUUUGUGGCGAGCGUGUGUUGUACUUUGGCUGCCGUUCGGUCGCACACCUCGAGCUGCGUGAGUGGACCGGUGUGAUCGUGUGCAGGGAGAAAGCCAAGCACAGGCCGCUGGACUACAGAGCUCACGACUCUGGGUUCAGGCCAUGAGGUUUCAUGCCUCGAUCCACUGACGGGAGACACUGGACCUAAAUGGCGCAGCAUGACUUUGUUCCAGCCUGGCUUAACUUCUCCACGCCUCAGCCUGCCAAGUCCCCUGCAGCCCCUCUUGAGAAACAUGGUGAGCACUGUGCUCGUGGAGACGGUCGGCCGGGAGUGAGCCGUCGCAGACACAACUCCUCUGACGGCUUCUUCAACAACGAUCUGCUCCGCGCUCCAUCGGGUGAUGGGUGGCUCCAGCCGUCUUUGCUGAGGCAUGACUCUGUAGACUCUGGUGUCGCUAAGGGCAAUCAGGGAGGUUUGGGAAGCGGACAUGGCUGGAAGGAGACCCCCAGCUGGCAUGGGGCCCCACGCGGCCAAGAGGGCCCUCACCACCACCACGGGCGCCAUGCCAAACGCGGCGGCGGCGACCGGGACAGGCAGGGUGCCCAUCGGCAGCGCAACGGCAACUUCCAUCCACGCAAAGGUGGCGCUCCCUUCCAGGACCGUUACUCUGAUGAGGAGCGCAAUGACGACAAGCUUAAGUUUGUUGAAGAGGAUUUUCCCUCUCUGAAUCCAGAGACGACUGGAAAGCCGGUGAGUCAGGCUCGUGCUGUGGGAACUCCAGCAGGCGUGUGGGAGAAUCCUCCCAGCGCUAAGCAGGCUAUGUCUAAGAUGCUGGUCAUUAAGAAAGUGUCUAAGGAGGACCCCAGUGCUGCAUUCUCCGCUGGUUUCGCCAGUGCCGGCCCUCUGCCUACCAACGGCUCCAAAGUCCCCAUCACUGGACCCAGUGUCUACAAGAACCUGGUUCCCAAACCUGCGACUGCCCCAACUAAAACUGGCCCUUGGAAACCCAGUGGAAGGGAAACUAAAGUAGGUUUGCAUUUCUCCGGUCGGGAUUCAGCCUUCACCAGCCCUGUGUCUGUGACCAAACCUCUGACCCCGGUCAACGCACCACCCCAUGGCACUCCUAAAGAGCCACCAUCCAGCACUACUCCCCCCAUAGACAUCACUCCUCCUCGGCUGAAGCUGAUGCGGCGUGGCACAGACCGUAAGAGCGAGUUCCUGCGUGGACUGAAGGACGAGAGGAAUGGAGAGGUGAGCAGCUGCCACAGCCCUGGAGCUCCAACAGAGGGAGAGAGCAGUACUCCUGAGCCUAAAGAGUAUGGGGAAAGCCACGAGAACGGCAUGUCUCACUCUCUUAGUGACUCAGACACUGAGCACCUAUCCAGCUCACUGGAGGCUGAACACCGGCUGCUGAAAGCCAUGGGCUGGCAGGAAUAUCCGGAAAAUGACGACUUCCAGCCCCUCACAGAGGACGAGCUCAAAGAGUUCCAGGCUAAGACUGAGCAGAUGAAGAAGAAUGGGUUGGGCCGUAACGGUGUUCUCCCAAAGCCACGUGCUGUGGCGCUCCUGUCCUGGAGGAACUCCACCAACACCGGUCUGGAUGAAGGCUCCGAGUCUGAGACCAGCAGUAGCAGCCAGACUUCGGAUGACGAGGACACCUAACGUGGCUUUAAAUCUCUCCUCUGUCCUCUUCCUCAAUCACUCUCACUCGCUUUCUGUCCGUCUCUCUCUUACCUUACAUUUCAAUCGAAAAAGAGUGAAAAUGAGUGAAUUCUGUUGUUUCCAUGGACAAGAGCCAUCAGUCAUCUCCCAGUGCGAGAACACUGAAGAGACAUUUAAUGGGAAAUUAGUUUUUUCUUUCUUCCUUUUCCUGAUCUCAUGGUUUUCCUUUUUUUUCCCUCUCUUCCCAGACUAGAAAUGUCUAUCUAAAGCCACAUUUACACACACACACACACACACACUCUCUUGCACACACACUCAGACUCUCUCUCUCACACAUGCGCACACACACACACACACACACACACACACACACACACGCAUCCCCCAACCAGAUUUUCUUUUGUUUGUUUUUGCUUGGGAAAAAGAAAAGACUAACUCAUAAUAACACCAAUUAUAACCGUGACUUAACGUGGAAUAUGACUUCAUCUGAAUGUUAUAUAAAAAUGGCUUUGACACCUUUCUCAAAUAUAUUUUUUUUCCUUUUUGCGAAAACAAUUCGUAGCAUUAGUGUUAAGAUGAAACAAUCAUUGUGAGCCACUAACAGCGGCGUUGCUCCCAGUCCCUCAUUGAAAUGAACACAAGCCAGCAAGAAAGCACUAAAACAAAACCUAACAGAAGUCUAUUUUAUUUUUCUUAUUUUUAUGGUUUUGGUAGUACAGUUUGGCAGCUACGAUCCGAGCGCUUUUUUUUUUCUUCUUUUUUUCUUUUCUCUUUUUUCUUCUCGUGUGUUCGACUCAAACUGUACCGGUUCCUCUGUUCUCAUCCUGCUUUAUUUUGAACUAAAUGUGAGCAAGCCUGUGAAUGUACGACGGAAGUGACACGUCAGAUUCGAUAUGUAGCUUUACAUGAUUUUAUUGCCUUGCAUUGGAACACGAAAAAGAUUUCAUUAUGAAAAGGCAGUAAGUAAUAGAGGAAAGCUUUACCGACCAAUGGGUUUCCUUUCACCCUCAUAAAUGCACAUAAACUUCAUUCGAUGGACAAAAGUUCUAUGAUUUGGUUCUCGCAGAAUUUCUCAAUCAAAUUUAUUCUUGUUCUAUGACAAGAUCAUUUUCAAAGAAAUAUGGUUAAUGUUCUCUUAAAGCCAUGACAUUGAGAUUAAGCAUCUUACAAUCCAACCAUGAUGUUUCAUAAAUUUUACUGGUUGCCGUUGAAAAAAAAAAAAAAAAAAAGAAAGAAAUCAGUAAGUAAAUACUGACUUUAAAUAUAUUUAGGGGAAAAUGACGCAUUGUCAAGCACAUUUUGAAUCCACUGGCAAGAAACGAAUAUGUAGUGAGCGAUUGGCUUGUUAGGAAAGAGCAUUUAUUCUAUAGAGCUUUCCUUUUAGCUCUGACUUGUAAAAACAAGUUCGGUUCACAAACUCGUUUACGAGAACUCUAGAUCGCUCCUCUGUCCGUGCAGCUGAUAGAACAGUAGAUGCCCAUCUGCAAAUGUUCUGUAUUUCAUGAGGGACUGCUGGUGGAAAUUAUGCAUCUCCAUUUUUUUGUACCUUGUUUUUGCUGAUAGGGUAUAAAAAGGCUUUAUUACAGAUUUAAGUUUCUUUUUUUAUGUUGGUACAGCUGUAAAAAAUCCCACAUAAAUAGUUUUUUUUCCUUCUUCUUUUGUUUGCAUUAUGUUGUUCCUGCAGCCUUGAUAUUCAGGGUGGAUUGUAAAAAAAAAAUAUAAGAAUAAAAAUUGUGAGUUUUGGAAGAU
Molecule: messenger RNA, 4592 nt
Organism: Clarias gariepinus (North African catfish)
Lineage: Eukaryota; Metazoa; Chordata; Actinopteri; Siluriformes; Clariidae
Gene: gpbp1l1
Product: GC-rich promoter binding protein 1-like 1
Exons: 12
Coding region: 1389-2843 (484 amino acids)
Biological process (GO): DNA-templated transcription; positive regulation of DNA-templated transcription
Cellular component (GO): nucleus
Molecular function (GO): RNA binding; DNA binding
Source: RefSeq, a predicted model, not a curated record